Rhopilema esculentum is the source of this 1104-nucleotide messenger RNA. RefSeq lists its product as uncharacterized. The record is from RefSeq and is a predicted model, not a curated record. NCBI's taxonomy places the organism in Eukaryota, Metazoa, Cnidaria, Scyphozoa, Rhizostomeae, Rhizostomatidae.
CAUUUAUUAGUGAAAGUAGAGAUUGGUAAAUCGGAUAGGAUGGAGUUGAUGUGGGCCGCGUUCAUAGUUCUUUUAACUUUCGGUACCAACCUUGCAUGUUGCGGGUCGGUUGAGGUGACGUUGCAGCCAAGUUUGGUGCAAGAAGGAUCCAAUAUUAUCAUAACGGUGAUCCAAUUUUCGCCAGACAGCAACAGUUCAGCCUUCGAUCGCUUGGACUGUGGCUACAAAGCAAAUGGUUCUGAUUUGAUGACGAUCUUGGCGCAGUUUGAUAAAUACACCAAAGCAUUCCGAAAACCAUCAGUUGGACUUUCACCAGAUUUUGACAAGCGAAUACACUACACAAGAAAUGUUUCAUUUGUUAUAAAAGAUGUCAAGAUACCAGAUGGAAAUCUGGGGUUUUUGUGCAAAGUCGACUACGAAUAUCAAGGGCGAACACAUCAUAUUGAAAGCUCAAAACACUGGAUAAGGACUGUUUACAAACCUGUUUCAUUUGUGGCCUAUUUAACGACGACAAAAACAGUUUUCCAUAUUCAAUCUGGGGAAGUUGUCACAAUCAGAUGUGCGGUCCACAGCCGACCCGCUUCUGACGUGAUAUUUGAUGUGAGCAGACGAGAUGUUGAACACAUCAUUUCAAAUAGGAACAUAACACAAAGUGCUUCAUUUAAAUCUGAAACAAUCAUUUCAAGAACAAUCGUGUUGAUCAAUCUUCAAAGAGGACACCAUCCCACGAUAGUAAGUUGCAGAGGAAAGCCGAAACAAGGGAGAGAAGUGAGGAAAGUGUACACUGUGUAUAUACGUGAUCGGAAAGUCCUAGAUAAAGACAAUGAUGACAAAAAUUGUGAAAGCCAUUGGAAGUGGAUUGCGGUCGGUUUGAUGGUUCUAAUCGGCAUCAUCAUCAUCAUAGCAGUCGGCUGCUGCUGCUAUAGAAAAAGAAAAUAAAAUCUAAAAAGCAAUACUAAUAGUGAUUGUAAAUAUUAUGUAGCGUAAAACUUAACGUAGUAUAACGGUUUGAUAAAAUGUAUAACGUAGUAUAACGGGAUUUUUUUAGUGAUGUUUUGAGAGUAGAGUUAAAAUGAUUUGAGUGAUAAUUUCGGCGUGGUAAAA